This is a messenger RNA of Aspergillus alliaceus, 1317 nucleotides long. RefSeq lists its product as uncharacterized. NCBI's taxonomy places the organism in Eukaryota, Fungi, Ascomycota, Eurotiomycetes, Eurotiales, Aspergillaceae. The record is from RefSeq and is a predicted model, not a curated record. Gene Ontology annotation, molecular function: DNA-binding transcription factor activity. The transcript is spliced from 2 exons. Gene Ontology annotation, biological process: regulation of DNA-templated transcription. Bases 1 to 1317 code for a protein of 438 amino acids.
AUGGCUGGAAAACGCAAAGAAAGGGACUUGGUCGCUCCGGACAUCACGGAAGAUGCGGCGGAGCGGAAACGAAUCCUGAAUGUACUUGCCCAAAGACGAUACCGACAAAGAAGAAAGGAUCGAUUGCAAGCCCUGGAAGCGCAAUUGAAAAACGUUAGUCCGCAUAACAGAGAAAUAACGUCACCUGAAACCGAGAAAGAUGGAAGUGACCCAGGUCUCCCGACAGAUGAUUUAUUUCGCUUCUCAGCUCCGGGUACCCUAGGUGAGAGUAUUACUGUAACCUCAGGUAAUGAAGGCCAAGAGAUGGUGACCUCAGCGUGCACUGGGUCCUGUCCUGGUGGCACGGCUUCCGGAUUCAACGAUAUCACUCUGGGGCCGGAGGACUUCGCGGAACCUUUCUUACCAGCCGUGCCACAUUUACUCUCCUCAGAGCUAUCCAUGUCAGCUUCACCAUGCUUCGCUACUCUUUCUCCAAGAACCUCGGGACAAGCGUCGCUAGGUUCACUUAUAUCCGCUAGUGGCGCUCCUUUUGAGGCCUUCCCACUACCAUUAUUUCUGCGGUCCGAAAAGUCAGCCCAAGGCCAUAGCGACGACGAUGAUGUACGGCUCAGCAACAGUUUGUUCAGUAACCCAGAGGACGCGGGCAUUACUUCAGAUAAUCUACAAUCCUACCAGUCCUCCAAUUUCACGUUUCCUGAUGAUCACCUGCUCCAAGUUCCCUCCCUUACCCUUCUUAGUGCGGCAGUUAGGGUAGCUCAGAGGCUAAACAUCGGAGACAGUCUUUGGGAUAUUGCUGCGGUGAGCCCAUUUUACAGGCCACAGGGAUACAACCAAUCUUCUGCUUCCUCGCCACCAUUCUUACUGCCUCCUUCGUCUUCAUCUACUUCGUCUACAACACAUAGAUCCGGCUCAAGCGAAGACAGCGACAGGGGAGAAACUAUCAACAUCGACCUAGAGACGUUACCUUGUCAUCUACGACCCACUGCAACUCAAGUACUUAUUCCGCAUCACCCACUUCUAGAUCUCCUUCCCUGGCCAAGUGUCCGGGACAAAUUCAUCCAGGCGUUUAACCUCCCUAUCAGUUUGCGUCCGAAAACUGCCCAGGAUCCAAUGGGGCUCGUACGGUUGAUGUAUGAUAUGGAAGACGUCGGAGGAGAGGGACUCAGAGUCCACAGUAGCGAUCCAUUCGAGGCAGCGGGCUGGGAAAUUGGACAGUUGAUGUUUGAACGGUGGUGGUGGGCAUUUGAGACAGAGACUGUAGAGAGGAGUAACCGCGGAAGAAACGAGAGGGGCGAGAAAUGCCUAGAGCUUUCGUGA